This is a messenger RNA of Moneuplotes crassus, 507 nucleotides long. The record is from the annotation of a GenBank genome assembly. NCBI's taxonomy places the organism in Eukaryota, Ciliophora, Spirotrichea, Euplotida, Euplotidae.
AAAUGACUCUAAACCCAUACGAUAAAGCCAAGUUUAUACAGUUGCAUUCUGCAGCUCACAAAGCCGACCUAGCUGACCAAGAAGAACUGAAGACCAAAGCAGGCCUCCAUCUUAUCAAAAAUAUACAGUUACCCACCUCACAUUAUGCUUUUGAGAAGUUACACAGGUAUGAUGUAGUCCAAAGCAAGCAAGAAGACUUGAAAUUGAGAGAGCAAGCAAACUUCUUACAAGCCAAGAAAGCUAACCUUCAGAGGGCCCUUGAAGAAAGCUCCCGUAGAAAUGCAGAAAAACAAGCUCAGUUAUAAUAGAAAGAACCGACAUGGUGAAAGAACAUCAAGCAAUGCUAGAAGAGCUCCGCAUGAAAAUGAUGAUGAUACAUGACAAAAAAUGCUGAAUUAAAAGAAAGAAAGCUAUGAUGGCCUAUGAAUGUCAAGCACUUCAAGCAGAAGUAGACGCAAUCAGCAAAUCUUCCAAAGACUAACAAUUAGUGAAAUCUUUAUUCAAUCU